This is a messenger RNA of Funneliformis geosporum, 2679 nucleotides long. NCBI's taxonomy places the organism in Eukaryota, Fungi, Glomeromycota, Glomeromycetes, Glomerales, Glomeraceae. The record is from the annotation of a GenBank genome assembly.
AUGGAUUCAAAUAGUCAAGAAAAGGACUUCAUGUUGGCUCAAUUACUUUCCCUUGGUUUUGACGAAUGGGUCUGUCGAAAAGCAGUUGAAUGCAAUAGAACUGUCGAAGCUGCGACUGAAUGGAUCCUUAAUUCUCUGGAUCCAAACUCUGGAAAUUCUCGUUCUACAACAGGUCAUAUUCCUUCUUUAUAUCUAGGAAAUCCAUAUGAUCCAAUAGCGUCUAGUACUGUGUCAGGUCUAAUGUCACAAUCAACUCCACAACAAACUGUAAUAUCUCGUCAUUUACCAGUUGACGAUUCAGAGUAUACAAGAGAAAGUAAAGCUAAAGCAGCAAAAGCAUUAGAAGAAGCCAAGAAACAAAAAAUAUUGGAACGUGAAGCUCGUAAAAAAGCAUUAUUGGCAAUCAAAGAAGAUAGGGAAAAGAUUAAACAACGGAAAACGUCACAUCAAGAAGAUAUCGAGAUUGGUACAAACAAUCCAGCUGCUUCUACUUCUUAUCAAACUGGAACUUCAUCGAUGCCCACACAGGAUACUACUCUAAUCCGGAUUCGUUUAUCAACUGGUCGACCUAUUCGACAAUCUUUUGCAACUUCUGUUAGAAUAUCUAAUUUAUUUGAAUGGGUCACUAACGAGAGUGAACCAAGUAAAGAAUUCCAAUUGGUGUCAUUUCCAAGACAAGUUUUUGGAGAUGAUCAAAUGGAUCUAACUCUUGCAGAUGCUGGUUUGGUACCGAAUGCUUCUUUAAAUGUUGUGAGAUGUGACAUCCCAUCGGUUGUUGUUUCACAACAGCCAAUGCCCCAAAAUGAUUCAUCACCGUCAUCACAGACUCCUAACGUUCCUCCAGGUAUACGAACUACGUUACCACCGCAGAUCCCUAUGCAACCUGCAAUUCCAACAAAUAAUGCCCCUCCUCACUUUCCCGGUGGACAACAUAUACAACCAAGUAAUAAUCCACCUAAUGUUCCCCCUCACUUUCCGGUUGUUCGACCUAAUUUACCACCUCAAAUCCCGAACAUUCCACCGAAUCACCUGGUUGGGCCAAUGCAAGGUCCCAGGCAUCUGCAACAUUUAGGUCGUCUUCCACCAAGACCGUUUUUCGGGGGAGGUCAUCGUUUAACUGACAAUCCUGAUCCUCAACAGAAUUCUGAUGACUCUGAUGAUGAAACAGUGAAUGAAGAAAAUGAAGAAAAAAGGAAGCGAAUUGCUGAUGCUAUACAAGCAAGAGUGAAUUCCGAAGAAAAUAAUGUAGGAGAUGACAAUGCGAAACACAGGGUCAAUGAAAUCGAAAGUUUAAGAUCUAAAUGUGCUUACAAUGUUGCCGUGCUGUUGACUUCUGCAACAAGUGUCAGAAUAAUAGAUUCACUUGCUAAUGUAUCUUCCCAUAUCGGCGAAUUAUUAGUGGCAGAAUUGAUAAAAAUGGAAAAAUUGGAUGCUCUUACUUUUAAACGAUUCGCGAAUUGGUUAGACAAUAUUUCAUCUACUAAUUUGCAGAAUAUUAUAUUAGAUAAUUAUCCGCGGGCAUCCGAUUCAUUGUUAGAAAUUAUUGGUAGCACGCAACGAACUUCAGUUACAAGAGUAAGCUUGAGAGCAUGCCAAGUCUUAACCGAUACGGGAUUAAGAGGAUUACAAGGGUUGAGACAUUUAGAAUCGCUAGAUGUUUCAUCUUGUAGGGUAAGGGAUCGUGCUCUUCAGUUUAUACAAGAGUUUAAUAAUUUAGUCGACCUAAAUUUAUCAAAGACAAAAGUGACAAUUGCUGGUUUAAGAGAUCUAUUUGCAAAUUGUAGAUUUGCAAACAAAUUGGAAGUAUUAGAUUUGUCGUACUGUGCUGGAGUUUGUGGUAAAACUGUAUUUGCAGAUUUGCAACCAUUGGAGAAUAUUCGUUCUCUCAAUCUAUGCAGCACUCAGCUAGCACCACCUCAAGUUCCAGUUAAACCUUCAAGUUUCCAAAAAUUAGAGAUUUUGAAUAUUUCCGGAACUAAUCUUUGUGAUCAAGAUGUAAUGAAAAUUUUAUGUGGAUUUAAGAAUCUCAUUGGUUUAAACUUAACUAAAACUACAGGAGUUGGUCAAUUCGGGUUGAAAUGGAUGGCAAAAGAGUACAAAUCCCUUAAUGAAAUCAACUUUCCGAAUCAAGAAGAAGAAAUGGAUGAUAUAUUGCAAGACUUUUCUGGACUGCCUUUACGAAAGCUUGACUUAGAAAAUUUUAAAAAUGUUACGGAUGCUGGUGUAAUGCACAUUGGCAGAAUAAAAAGCCUAACAUUUUUAUCCUUGUCUGGAACAAAAUUAACUGAUGUUGGAAUGACAGCUUUGAAAGAUUUAGAGAAUUUGGCCGAAUUGUAUCUUGAUCGAACCAACAUUACAGAUCUCGGUCUGGCUAACAUACAAGAUAUACGAGGAAUCACGCAAUUAAGUUUAAACAAAACAAAUAUUAAAAAUGAAUCAUUGCGAAUUAUUGGCAAAGCUGCAUUUUCUAAUAGGGGGUUAAAGUAUCUCAAUGUUGGAUACACGCGUGUUACUGAUAAAGGUGUGAGAGAACUUAAAGGACUUGUGAAUUUGACAUUACUUAAUUUGGAAUAUACAAAAGUUUCUUUGUCUUGUAAACAAAUUCUAGCUGACUUGCCAUUAUUACAACAUGUAAGACUUUUAGGAAUAAAAAAAGAAUUUUGUGAAGAUGAUUCAUAG